This is a messenger RNA of Penicillium psychrosexuale, 933 nucleotides long. RefSeq names its product aminoglycoside phosphotransferase family protein. Lineage: Eukaryota; Fungi; Ascomycota; Eurotiomycetes; Eurotiales; Aspergillaceae. The transcript has a single exon. The record is from RefSeq and is a predicted model, not a curated record. Bases 1 to 933 code for a protein of 310 amino acids.
AUGACCCAAUAUUCAACUGAAAUUCCCUAUGAACAACAGAAUCUGCACAAGGGGCACCGAUACAUCAAAAAUGGUAACAUGAUAGCACCAUGUGCCUGGUCUCUAAGUCCACUCGACCUCGACCCCCAGGAUACCCGAGAGCUGAUUGCUGUGCUCGAUAAACAAAUGGGCCGACUUGUGAUUGAGUGGGACUCUUCCUGGGUCACCAAGUCAGGAAUUGGAGUGCGAUCUCCCGAAGCCGAAGCGAUGAAACUUGUCUAUAACCAGACCGAUGUUCCGGUCCCCGAAGUCCUUUUCACCCGUUUCGAUCCAGAUGAAGGGAUUACGACUCCGAAAGACUAUUUCAAGCCCGAUUUCCGACCACCGGAAGGAAUUAUUGGGAUGACUAUCAUUCCCGGAAUAACCCUAGAGCGGAAAUGGGAUAGCCUAGACGACGAAGCUAAAGAAUCAGUCUGCCUUCAACUCUGGGAUCUGAUCUCGAAGAUCCGAACGAUCGCCCGCCCACAAGAGCUCGAAGGGCUUUAUCAGUGUGCUGCAGAUGGCUCUCCAUCCCGGGACGCGAUGCUGGAAGAUCUACAAGACCCCCCUCGACCACUUUCAAGCGACUCCGACCUACGUUCGAGAAUCUACGAGCGAUAUCUCUAUCAUGCAGGGACUCGGUAUGAAAACCAGCUACUGGAUAUGCUACCCUGUUCGGAGCGCUCGGUGUUCACGCAUGGAGAUAUUGCGCCGCGCAAUAUCCUCGUGGACGAGCAGAACAAUGUCACCGGUCUUAUCGACUGGGAAUACGCGGGAUGGUAUCCUGAAUACUGGGAGUACGCGCAGAUUAUGCGCCCGGCGUUUUGGGGGAACUGGUCGGUUUGGAUGGACAAGACGGCGCCGCAGAGGUGGGAUCUCUCAGGAAUCAAUGCUGCCAGAAAGGUUUUGUUUUGA